Molecule: messenger RNA, 459 nt
Organism: Dibothriocephalus latus
Lineage: Eukaryota; Metazoa; Platyhelminthes; Cestoda; Diphyllobothriidea; Diphyllobothriidae
Source: the annotation of a GenBank genome assembly
AUGUUACCGACAAAUUACCUGCUGUCCUCCGGUCGGUUCUGGGCUCAUUCAACUGGCUCCCGGGCGCUCCACCAGUCAACACGCACACUUACGACCAAGCGUAAAAUCUACAACGUGCUGUUCUUCCCGAAUGCGCCCCCCCCGGGGAAGCCAACAGAUCUGAAGUUGCGUACAACCACUGGCUCGAAAGGUGGUGCCAAGGCCGGCCGCUUAUUGGUUGCCACCUGGUCACCGCCAGUUACCUCGGCAACCAGCGGAACGGAGACGAGUGCGGGGAGUGACUGGCUUCAGUAUAGCAUUCAGUGGAACCUUCUCCUGCGAAGGCACAAAAAUCUGGCAGACGCGAUUGCUGAUGAGGCCUACUCUCUCGGCGGACUCUCCUACGAAAUUCGUGUCGCUGCGUUCGAUCAGUUUCAGACGGGACAGGAGGUGCUUGGACGAGCGGAACUUCCAGAUGAC